GUGUUGCUGCUGGGACUGUGUAGAGAGACGAGUGAAAGGAUGAUGGAGGCUGUGAAGGAGUAUCUGGAAAGAAUGUGGCGAGCGAGGUGUAGGGAUUAUUAACGAAGAUAAAUGCUACUUUUUUUUUUUUCUGUUUUGUCUUUUUUGUCCUCUACAGGAGCCCGAGCCACCUGUAGCAUCAAGAUCAAGAUCACUUGUUGAAUGUUCAUUUCAUUGUUUACACGACCGGUGGGUUUGAAGUGGUCUCUUUGUUUUCAGGCAUAAUUUGAGAGUUAUUGAAGAACACACCAGCCAUGGCCUCAGUGAGAAGUGAAGACCCCACACUCAAGUGCCACUUUAAGGGUCACCGUGACCUUGUGACAGCACUACACUUCAAUCCAACCAACACUCAACUGGUGUCGUCCUCCCUCGACCACACACUCAUGAUGUGGAACCACCGCCAGCGGCACAGAGCAUACAGGUUCCUCGGCCACACUGAUGCUGUCAAUGAUGUGCGCUUCUCUCCCAGUGGCAACCUCAUGGCCUCUGCCUCCAGGGACCGCACCGUGCGCCUCUGGAUCCCUAAUGUCAGAGGUGAGGGACUUGACAUUCGAGCCCACCAGGCCAACGUACGAUCUGUAGACUUUUCCCCUGACGGCCAGCAGCUGGUGUCAGGCUCAGAUGAUAAGUCUCUCAAGAUCUGGGCUGUGCAUCGCCAUAAAUUUGUUUGCUCCAUUGCUACACACACCAACUGGGUUCGCUGUGUCCGAUUCUCACCUGAUGGUCGCAUGUUGGUCUCAUGUGCUGAUGACAAGACAGUCCAGGUGCACGACGCCCUCAAUGCCACUACCCUGCACACCUUCACUGAGCUCAAGACCUCCUGUACACAUGUGGCCUUCCAUCCCUCGGGCUCCUGCAUUGCCUCUGCCAGCAAGGACGGUGUGGUGAAGGUGUACGACAUCCGAACACGUAAGUUGUUACAGCAUUACGACAUUCAUGAAGAGCCAGUGCUGGGCAUCUCAUUCCACCCGUCGGGCCACAUCUUGGCGACCUGCUCAGCUGACAAAACUCUAAAACUACUAGAUCUGCUGGAAGGCCGCCCUAUCUAUACCCUUCAUGGCCACCAAGGAUCAGUGACCUGCUGUAACUUUUCUUCCAGUGGUGAGCAUUUUGCCUCAGGAAGCCAAGACAAACAGGUAAUGGUGUGGCAGGGUAACCUGAAGUCUGUGGAACCUUGUGAGAACUUAGAGGAGGUGGAGGAAGAGAGAAGAUCAUAUAGCCCACUGAAUGUCACAGCCCAGGUGCCUUUUGGUGGGGAGAAUGACAAGGACGAUGAUAUUGUGGUGGUGGAGGAUUACAGACAAGAGGAAAGGCAACAGGAACGGCCUCAGGUUGAUCCCCACCAUGAGCAUGGAGUGAGGGACAUAAGAGCAGAGGAUGAACUGAAAAAUAUGCUGAUGAAGUUUGAAUCUACUGUGCAGCACCUGUCUUCUCAGAUGGACACACUCACCCAGACCUGUGUCAUUCUGGAGCAGAGGCUAUCGAUGGUAGAGAAUAAGGUGGCUGAAGUAGCAUAUCAGCAGCAGAACAUGAGCAAGAAUAUGUGAAAUUUAGCUCACCGAUGAAACAUGAUUUUGAUGAAUGUUGAAAAAUGUUAAAUCAUGAUUUUUAUUGGUAUUGUUAACAUUAAUUGUCCUUAUAGGCUCUAUCAGCAAAUUCCUAGCAUGCCUUUUACAGAAUGAGACACUAGAAGGAGUAAACUAAUAUGACUAUGAUCUUAUAUCACAUGGAAAUGAACUUAGACAUUAGCAUUAAUCUCUUCAGUCAUGACAUGUUUUCAUAUUCAUUCUGGUUACAAUAUGGCAAUUUUAUACAGCUUGAGAAACAUGUUAGGAUUAGAAAAUUAGGACUGUGGCUAUUAAUCUUUUGACUUCCACAGACCCUUCCUAAAGUAAAUAGAAUUAUCUAAUCAUACCCAAAAAUCAAGGUAAAAAAUGCAUCUCAGUAUUGAAGGGGUUAAGAGCUUUCAUUAAGUUACUCCCUUACUUGUGCUCUAAACUUGCAUCAGACCAUUUUAUAUAUCUUGAGAAGUAUAGAAGGUACAGGAGAGGCUGGAAGGAACUGAGAAUGCAUAGGUUAAGGAGAAAUUAACCUGCAAAAAUAUAAAUAUAUCCAAGAAUACAUUAUAAGCAUAGAGGACCAUAAAAGAAUUACUUGUUGCUUAUGACUUAUUCACUACUUUUUGAUAUAUUAGUGAGAGUAACAAUUAAGAGAGAAUAUACAUUAAUAAAAGUACUUAUAUAUUUUCUGUACAUGCUGGAAAUAAACUUGGCUUUGAAUUUUA
Molecule: messenger RNA, 2323 nt
Organism: Portunus trituberculatus (swimming crab)
Lineage: Eukaryota; Metazoa; Arthropoda; Malacostraca; Decapoda; Portunidae
Product: POC1 centriolar protein homolog A-like
Biological process (GO): cilium assembly
Cellular component (GO): ciliary basal body; centriole
Molecular function (GO): protein binding
Source: RefSeq, a predicted model, not a curated record